This is a messenger RNA of Knipowitschia caucasica, 1188 nucleotides long. Lineage: Eukaryota; Metazoa; Chordata; Actinopteri; Gobiiformes; Gobiidae. The record is from the annotation of a GenBank genome assembly.
AUGGCUAACUCGGGUCUGCAGCUGCUGGGCUACUUCCUGGCGCUGGGCGGAUGGAUCGGGGUGAUCUCCACGACGGCGCUGCCCCAGUGGAAGCAGUCGUCGUACGCAGGAGACGCCAUCAUCACGGCCGUGGGUCUGUACGAGGGGCUGUGGAUGAGCUGCGCCUCCCAGAGCACGGGGCAGGUGCAGUGCAAGAUCUUUGACUCCAUGCUCUCCCUGGACAUGGUCGUCUCUGUGGUCCUCUCUGUGGUCCUCUCUGUGGUCCUCUCUGUGGUCCUCUCUGUGGUCCUCUCUGUGGUCCUCUCUGUGGUCCUCUCUGUGGUCCUCUCUGUGGUCCUCUCAGUGGUCCUCUCUGUGGUCCUCUCUGUGGUCCUCUCUGUGGUCCUCUUUGUGGUCGUCUCCGUGGUCCUCUCUGUGGUCCUCUCAGUGGUCCUCUCUGUGGUCCUCUCUGUGGUCCUCUUUGUGGUCGUCUCUGUGGUCCUCUCUGUGGUCCUCUCAGUGGUCCUCUCUGUGGUCCUCUCAGUGGUCCUCUUUGUGGUCCUCUCUGUGGUCCUCUCAGUGGUCCUCUCUGUGGUCCUCUCAGUGGUCCUCUUUGUGGUCGUCUCUGUGGUCCUCUCUGUGGUCCUCUCUGUGGUCCUCUCUGUGGUCCUCUCUGUGGUCCUCUCAGUGGUCCUCUCUGUGGUCCUCUCAGUGGUCCUCUCUGUGGUCCUCUCUGUGGUCCUCUUUGUGGUCGUCUCUGUGGUCCUCUCUGUGGUCCUCUCAGUGGUCCUCUCUGUGGUCCUCUCUGUGGUCCUCUUUGUGGUCGUCUCUGUGGUCCUCUCUGUGGUCCUCUCUGUGGUCCUCUCUGUGGUCCUCUCAGUGGUCCUCUCUGUGGUCCUCUUUGUGGUCCUCUCUGUGGUCCUCUCAGUGGUCCUCUCUGUGGUCCUCUCUGUGAUCCUCUCUGUGGUCCUCUUUGUGGUCGUCUCUGUGGUCCUCUCAGUGGUCCUCUCAGUGGUCCUCUCUGUGGUCCUCUUUGUGGUCCUCUCAGUGGUCCUCUCAGUGGUCCUCUCUGUGGUCCUCUUUGUGGUCCUCUCUGUGGUCCUCUCUGUGGUCCUCUCAGUGGUCCUCUUUGUGGUCCUCUCUGUGGUCCUCUCUCUCAGUGGUCCUCUCUGUGGUCCUCUCUGUGGUUUCACGCUUGUUUUAGUGUGA